UCAGAAUUGAGAAGGACGAAGAGAGACCCAACAACACAACACACAGCACAGCACAACACAUCUAUGGCCACGCCGGAAUCCGACGCUAACUCGCAGCCUCAGCCUCAACCUCAAGAUGCUGACUCCGUUUCCAAUCCUCCCAACUCUCUCGUCCCUGCCGCCCCCGCCGUUUGCCUACUCCGCUUCGCCACUGACUCCGCUGGCGGCGCUUUCAUGGGCUCUGUUUUUGGAUACGGUGCUGGAUUGUUUAAGAAGAAAGGUUUUAAAGGAUCCUUUGUAGAAGCUGGGUCAUAUGCCAAGACAUUUGCAGUUUUGUCUGGAGUUCAUAGCUUGGUUGUUUGCAUCUUGAAACGACUUCGAGGAAAGGAUGAUGUCAUUAAUGCGGGGGUAGCUGGAUGUUGCACUGGUCUUGCUCUAAGUUUUCCAGGUGCACCACAAGCACUUCUUCAGAGCUGCCUCACAUUUGGGGCAUUUUCUUUUAUCAUGGAAGGGCUAAACAAGCAGCAGCCAGCACUUGCACUUCCCAUGGCCUGGAAAGCAACUGUACAACACAAUGCACGUCCACCCUUGGCACUCCCCCUUCAACUCCCUCUUCCAGAUGAACUAAAAGGAGCCUUUUCCUCUUUUUCUGAGUCUUUGAAAAAGCGCACGAAGGGGACUUAUCCUACAUCUCAAUAAGAAAUUGGAGUAGCAUGAUUUGCUAGCAUCAUGUAGAUAAGAAUGCACCCUUCUUUGCAUUUGUUUAGGUUUCUUGUAGCUUUUGCCGACAUUUCUUUUGGAAGAACUUGAGGGUGACAACAAAUUGUCCGAGGACAUGGGCUGUUUACAAGUUACUGAGUUCCAAUAUGGCAUCUUAAUUCUAUCAUGUUCUUUCUUGGUGGUUUGUUGAACUUGGACGGCCUAUCAUGAGUGCUUUAGCUUGACUCAUGUACUUACCAUCAACGCUGUUAGUAUGAAGUGGCAGCGAUUUUAGUUUGAGAGCUAAACUCUGCAUAAUUAACCAAACAUUAAUUAUUUUGUUAGUAUAUAGUAAUCAGAUCCCAAUCCCGAUUCCUGCAUUGCUGAAAGUUUCUGAAACCCCCGUGACAUUUACGGACUUGCCAUUAGCGAUUCAUUUAAUUAGAACAUUAUCUUU
Molecule: messenger RNA, 1135 nt
Organism: Abrus precatorius (Indian licorice)
Lineage: Eukaryota; Viridiplantae; Streptophyta; Magnoliopsida; Fabales; Fabaceae
Product: mitochondrial import inner membrane translocase subunit TIM22-3-like
Exons: 5
Coding region: 64-678 (204 amino acids)
Biological process (GO): protein targeting to chloroplast; protein insertion into mitochondrial inner membrane
Cellular component (GO): TIM22 mitochondrial import inner membrane insertion complex; chloroplast envelope
Molecular function (GO): transmembrane protein transporter activity
Source: RefSeq, a predicted model, not a curated record